AUGCACCUGAUCGCCCGGCCGGGACCUUUGGCUACGAGAACAGCUCCAGCAACAAUAUGGCCGAUGCUCGUGCUAGCGCUCGUCGCCCUGUGGGUGACAGGAGGAGCAUGCAUGACCGAUGACCAGAUCACUACCCUGCGUCAAGACACGCAAGACUUAUUUUACCAUGGAUACGACAAUUACAUGUCGCAUGCCUUUCCGGAGGACGAACUCAAGCCCAUCUCCUGCACACCGCAAACACGCAAUCGCACGCAUCCGGCAGAUAUCGGCCUGAACGACGUCUUGGGCAACUACACGCUCACGUUAAUCGACUCAUUGUCAACCCUCGCUAUUCUUGCCUCCGGAGCACGAGACACACACGACAAGCGCGAUCCCUUGCGCGACUUCCAGGACGGCAUCAAGAGCAUUGUUGAGCUUUACGGCGAUGGCACGCCGAAGACGCCGUGUGGCACGAGAGCAUGUGCUUUCGAGCUGGACAGCAAAGUGCAGGUCUUCGAGACGACCAUACGUGGAGUCGGUGGUCUCCUCUCGGCACAUCUCUUCGCUAUCGGAGAGCUGCCCAUCACUGGCUACAAUCCAGUGUUCAAACAAGGCAAGAACCCAGGCAUCAAGUGGAAGAACGGCUUUGUCUACAACAGCCAACUCCUGAACCUCGCACACGAUCUGGGCACGAGACUCUUGCCUGCCUUCGGCACGAGGACUGGAAUUCCAUACCCUCGGGUGAACUUACGGACUGGCAUACCUUUCUAUCAAGAUGCUGAGCAUGGCGUGUGUCGCGCUGAUGGCAAGUCCGUUGAUCAACGGGAAAUCACCGAGAACUGCGCGGCAGGUGCUGGGAGUCUGGUGCUCGAGUUCUCUACCUUGAGUCGCUUGACCGGCAAUGGCACAUUCGAACGUCUUGCAAAAGAAUCCUUCUUCGCCGUUUGGAACCGACGCUCCAGCAUCGGCCUUCUAGGAAAUGGCAUUGACGCCGAAAACGGCCAGUGGACCAUGCCCAUCAACUCUGGCAUUGGUGCUGGUAUCGAUUCAUUCUUCGAGUACUCUAUCAAAUCCGCCAUUCUGCUUUCGAAUCUACCAUAUCACGCCAGUAACUACAAAACAGAAGCACCAGAAGUUUUCCUCCAAGUCUGGGAUGAAGCACAUGCGGCGGUGAAACGGCAUGUAUAUCGCGAUGCAAGGAGUGAGAGCUAUCCCUUCUAUGGCCAAGUUGACUUUUACAGCGGAGCUUCUCGAUAUAACUGGAUCGACAACCUGUCCGCGUACUAUCCAGGACUUCUGGUCCUGGCGGGAGAGCUUGAAGAGGCUAUCGAAAGCCAUCUGCUGUGGAGCGCGCUAUGGACCAGAUAUCAGGCCUUGCCCGAGAGAUGGGUCACAGCGAACGCCCACAUUGAUGAUAGCUUCAGACAUUGGGCAGGCAGGCCCGAGUUUAUCGAAAGCACCUUCUACCUCUACCAGGCGACCAAGGAUCCGUAUUAUCUUCAUGUCGGCGAGACAGCUCUCCAGGACAUACGGCAACGAUGCUGGACCAAAUGCGGUUGGGCCACUCUUGCUGAUGUGGUGAAGGGGAAGCAGAGCGACCGAAUGGAGAGCUUCUUUCUGGGUGAAACAGCAAAAUACCUGUAUCUGCUUUUCAACGAGAAUCACCCUUUGAACAAGCUGGAUCGCCCAGUCGUAUUCUCGACAGAAGGGCAUCCUUUGAUCAUACCGGACCAAUAUCGCAAGACAGUACCUUUUGAUGCGCCCGUCAAGCAACAGAUCACACACCUGGAAGCAACACCCGGGUCUUCUCACAAUUCCGUCUGUCCAGCUCCACCGCCGCCUCUGCCGUUGACAGGGAGCAAUGUGGUUGCGCGGGAUGACUUCUUCCAUGCAGCAGUUCUGACUCGGCUACACAUGGUGCCCGUGCCCGUGAUAUCGUCCGCACUUAUGAAGCCCUCGCAGUACAGCCCCGGCAUCUCUUUGGCUGACGUUGGAAGUCCUACUAACCAUACGUACUACCCACGGACAUUACCAAAGUACCUCAGACCAGUCGCAGGGGUCAGCUCACCGAUGCUCAGCUCUGUCAGCAGCACGUUGACAUUUCCUAACCUUGGUAACACGCCUGGCGAAGAGAACGGAUACAUACCUCUCGGCGCACUGCAUAAGCUUCCCGAUGGUCUACUGGUGAAUUCGCUCUCCAAUAUGCGCCUCAAUUUGGUCCAGGAGCCCAAGAUAUUUGCCAUACCAUCCGGACGGGGCAAGAUCACUAUUGAUGUCGGUAGCGGUGACGUCGAGUUUAGAAUAUCCGCUGUUGGCAGUCUGGCUCUCGGCAAAGAUGAGAGAGUGGUCCUGUCGGAUCGAGCACUUUCGGGCAUAAACCCGACUGAUCCUCACUUCACCAGAAAGAAAGAUCUCGAGAUGGUCGAUCUUGUAGUCGACGUACCGAUACUGGCAAAGGACGAGGACGGACAGGUCCCUUAUGCCAUUGGGCCUUCCGAGAACGGCACUUUCGGAGACAAGAUCCGUGGCAAGCUCCAAGAACUCAUAAGCAGCCUGAGCUCGAACGUCGAACCGACCCCUAUUGCCCAGCUUGGUGGCAAGGCAAAGGUCGUCCGGCACUUCAUCCCCGCCAUCCUGCCUACCGGCAUUGGCGCAGCACCGCUACCUGUACUACACGACGAGACCACAUCAGCUACAGCCCAUGGUACUCUGCCUCUCAACACGAUCUUCUACCUUGCUGACACUCUCUGUGAGCACCGCCUUCCUAUGGGUAUUGCGCUGCACUACAACAUCUUGGUCAUCCAACGUGGAGGCUGCAGUUUCAACGACAAGCUCGCCAACAUUCGCUCCUUCGCGCCACGUGCGGAUAGACUCCAGCUUGUGGUCGUUGUCAGCACUACUUCAUCAUCGGCCACAGAUUCGCAGGCGAAUAGGGAAGGAUUGAUCAGACCUUUACUCGAUCAGCCACAGUUGACGCCUUCUGGGCCACAAAGGCAACAUCCCAUUGCGAUGGUGAUGGUGGACGGCACCCCGGAUCAUGUUGCUGCGCUGACGGGAGCUGCGAAGGCUUUCGGUAGUUUCGAUGAGGAAGGCAAGCUCGUUGAGGCGCAGAGGUCUGUUGGAACGGCGAAGGGGACGGUCGGUACGGGUGCGGGACUCGGAGUGAAGAGACGGUAUUGGUUUGAGAGUGAUAAUAAGGUGAUUCAGAAUUUGCAUAUGAUUUGA
Fulvia fulva is the source of this 3204-nucleotide messenger RNA. RefSeq names its product ER degradation-enhancing alpha-mannosidase-like protein 1. Bases 1 to 3204 code for a protein of 1067 amino acids. The transcript has a single exon. Gene Ontology annotation, molecular function: mannosyl-oligosaccharide 1,2-alpha-mannosidase activity; calcium ion binding. The record is from RefSeq and is a predicted model, not a curated record. Gene Ontology annotation, biological process: carbohydrate metabolic process; mannose trimming involved in glycoprotein ERAD pathway; endoplasmic reticulum mannose trimming. Gene Ontology annotation, cellular component: endoplasmic reticulum; membrane. Lineage: Eukaryota; Fungi; Ascomycota; Dothideomycetes; Mycosphaerellales; Mycosphaerellaceae.